CAGUUAAGGGUUAUAGGCUCCCGGUCCACAAGAAAUGGAACAUUGGCUUGUGUAAGGAUAAAAUCUUACCCAUAUCCAGAUCGUAAAUUAGUCACCAAAAUUGUACUACCUAUGGACUCUUACAAGGCUUGCCUUUCGACUAUGGGAUUUUUUUUGCCCUGGACUGGCUCAGAAGUAUCGGGUCCCAAGAACAGGCUAUUGAGACUGCUUCAUCCUGAAACACAAUCUAACAACAGUAUAAACAACCUUCUAAAUCACUUGGACGACAUGGCCUUCCACUUGAUUCCUAAGAGUAGACCCUCUGUCAAGAGUUUUCUACCUCUUAUGAGAUGUCACAGAAUGGCAUCUAAACUUAAACACCACCACCACCAUCUAAAUGACAAUUUCUUCUCUAAUACCAGUCUACUCCUUAAAAUGGAUACCUGGGAGCCUGUAGUAAGGCAUGAAAACCAUGUUGACCCACUUUAUUCAAAGCAGAGUGGAGAGCUUACCCCUCAUCCACUUCCAUCCCUUCAUCUGCUAAAUACGGCACAACCUUUUCAGAUUCCCGCACACUACCCCAUGUCUCUUGCAGGAAAAGGGAGCUUCUCCGGGGAAAGCCUGAAUCCAGUAUUGGCCCUGUCCUCUCCGGCUCCUUUCAGAAUGUUGUUACCUCACAUCCACCCCUCUUUUUCCUUUACAUCCUCAUCAUCUUUGGUCAAUACUGUGAAGAACCAGAUUAUAGCUCAGACCAUGUUUUCUCCUCUUCAGCCAUUGUCUGAUUAUUCCAGCCCUGUGGGUCUGGAUAAUGAUCACAGCUAUGCUCAACAAUUCAGUCAAGAUUCUCCUCCAAGGAAGAAAGCAUUUUCAGUGCGGAAAUCUGGCUCAUCUUCAUCACCACGUCGACUCUUAAAGACCCUCAGCCCUGAGAGAAGGGCAGACGCUACUACACGAUAUAGCCCUAGUGUCAAGGCUGUACAGUUGGAGGUUUCCCCUGCUGAAACCGUGCCCCCUUUUUGCAUUGCUGGAACAAAUGUUAAGGACCCUGAACUGCACAAUCGGGAAUCCUCUAGAGAAGCCAGUCAGAUCGGGCUUCGUGAGUCCAGCUCUUCUUCACAACCAGCACAGAGGUCUAAAAGGGUUUCUCAGAUUCGCAUCCGUAAGACGAUGCCCAAACAGGACAAAAACCUCACCCCGAUGGGGCUCCCCAAACCAAAGAGAUUAAAGAAGAAGGAGUUCAGUCUAGAGGAGAUUUACACCAACAAGAAUUACAAGUCUCCAACUCCAAACAGAAGCUUGGAGACAAUAUUCGAAGAGCCAAAAGAGAAGAACGGUACACUAGUUUGCAUCGGCAAUCAGAAACGAAAGCGGGUGUUAGAUUUCCCAGAUUUUACCUUGCCUCGGAAACGCAAAACCAAGACCAACUUGAGUUCUCUUCGAUCACAGGGAUCCCGUCGAGGCAAAAAUAAAGACGCGGAACUGAACGUCAUGCUAAUUCAGAGACUUAGUGAACUGGAAGACUAUUUCUCUAGUCAAGGACUGGAGGACUAGUCAAACUUUACAUUACGAUCAACACAAUUCACAACUUUUUUUUUUUCCUACUCAUCCUUUUCAGCUUAAAUCCUUAAUGGCACUUUGGUACGUGUCUCUUGAGGGGAAGAUCCUGAAAGGUUUCAUGUAAGACCAUACACCAGAGAGAUUCUUUUUCACAGAGACAUUGUAGAAGUAGAAGGCAGUUUAGGAAGGUAAGAAAUUUUACAGUUUGAAAAACCCAUUGAGGAGCCUUGAUAACAGGUUUGAUCAGUCUGGUGAGGAAAGAAACAUUUUAAGUGAAAUCAAUCAAGAGCAAAUCUCUGCUUUGGUAAUUUUGCUGCCUUCUGUGUUUUAUGAACAAGUGAAAUGUCGCCUCUUUCCGCUUUGAAUGACUGUAAAUUGUUUUAUUUGCUUAACUCAUUUGUGGUGUGAAACAUAAAGUGUAAGCUGCUAAGAUCCAAAUAAAUCUACUACCAAUAAUAAGAA
Molecule: messenger RNA, 1998 nt
Organism: Clarias gariepinus (North African catfish)
Lineage: Eukaryota; Metazoa; Chordata; Actinopteri; Siluriformes; Clariidae
Exons: 6
Coding region: 112-1530 (472 amino acids)
Source: RefSeq, a predicted model, not a curated record